AUGGCAUAUCUCAAGGAGAGUUGGUUGAACGAAGGGAAAAGCAUCUUGAGGAGAUUUGUUUUUGAUGGUGAUGCCAUAAAAGCUCUGAAGAUCAAGGCCACUAGCCAACUAGUUCCUUAUCCAAGCAGCUCCCAAGUGAUAAGUUCUUUAAUCUGGACGCGUGCAAUGGUUGCUUCCACAACGGUCAAAGGCUCCCAAAACCCAUCGACGUUGGUGUUUGCAGUAAACAUGCGGCCGCGAAUGGCAUCGCCGUUGUCCGAAAAUGCAUUUGGGAAUAUCUUCUGGCUAACAAGUGCACACCACAAUGCAGCCCACACAAGUGAAAAUGAUGAGCUGCAAAUUGUGGUGGGUCUGGUGAAGGAAGCAGUUGAAAAGCAAGACAGUAAUUUUAUCCAAAGCAUGCAAGGGGAUGAAGGGUUUGACAACAUUCGCAAGUUGAUGGAAGAAAGAGAGGAAGUAUAUGCCAAAGGAAGACCCGGAAUGUACAUGGUCAGCGACCUGAGAAGUUUCAAAUUGUCGGAAUUGGACUUCGGGUGGGGAAAGCCUAUUUGGGUUAGCCGUGUUUGGGGAUUUCCUACUUCAGUAUUUGUGAAUAGGGUAUUUCUAGCAGAAAGCAGCGUGAACGGAGGAGGAAUGAAAGCAUGGGUGCACCUGGAUGAGCCUGAAAUGGCUAUUUUGGAACAAGACCCUGAAUUCCUAAGCUACGCUUCCUCAAAUCCAGGUUUUCUAGUGCCAACAUCAUAG
This is a messenger RNA of Diospyros lotus (date-plum), 744 nucleotides long. RefSeq names its product BAHD acyltransferase BIA1-like. The record is from RefSeq and is a predicted model, not a curated record. The transcript has a single exon. Bases 1 to 744 code for a protein of 247 amino acids. Lineage: Eukaryota; Viridiplantae; Streptophyta; Magnoliopsida; Ericales; Ebenaceae.